GUUCGUUGUCCAGUAUGUUCUUCACGUUAAAUCCUACCAACUGGUCGACAGAGUCCGAGUAAUAACUCGUAACUCUUCGACGAUGACUCGAAGAAUUCCGACGUGUUAACACGAACUUUUUACGCUUCGGACAUACUUGCAACAAAUUCAAACUAUUCCCCGAACGGCAUGGUUCGCUCUAGUACGAAUAACUUUAACACAACUAAUAAAACCGAGAAUGGACGCUAGUAAAAAAUACGAAAAUCCUAAUCCCAAAUUAACGGCGAAUCCAUUUAGUAAAUUGAUAUUUUGGUGGUUGAAACCACUAUUCUGGUAUGGGAAAACGCACGAUCUUGAAAUAAAAGAUAUCUACAAUGUAAUGCCAAAGGAUGUAAGCCAACGUCUUGGAGAUAAACUUGAAAGAAACUGGAUCAAAGAAGUGAAAACGGCCGAGGAAGCAUCUAGAAAACCAAAAUUUUUUACUGCCUUGAGAAGAACGUUUGCAUGGUCAUUUUCUUAUUAUGGAGGAUGGCAAUGUUUCUUGGCAGUUGUUUUAAAAGUUUUGCAACCGUACAUCCUAGGGCUUCUUAUUUGGCAUUUCGAUCCUAGAUCAACAUCCACCGUGUCUGAAGCGUACUUGUAUGCUACGGCUGUUGUACUUUUAACUUUAUUUAGCGCUUUCAUCAUUCACCAUGCAAACUUGGGUCUGAUGGAAGUUGGAAUGAGAAUGAGAAUAGCAUGUUCCUCUGUGAUGUACAGAAAGAUUUUACGCUUAUCAAAAAGUUCCUCGAACGUCACCACACCAGGGCAGAUCAUAAACUUAAUGUCAAACGACGUUGCAAGAUUCGAACAGUUAUUUAUAGCAUUACAUUAUAUUUGGAUUUUACCGAUUCAAGGUGCUCUGAUUGCUUACAUGAUUUGGGAAAGCGUUGGAAUUUCUUGUUUAGCCGGUGUUUUUCUUAUAAGUAUUCAAACAAUACCUCUGCAAGGAUAUAUGGGAAAGUUACAAUCGAAGUUACGAUUAAAAAUUGCAGUCAGAACGGACGAAAGAGUGCGUUUAAUGUCGGAGAUUAUUAGCGGAAUUCAAGUCAUCAAAAUGUACACUUGGGAGAAGCCGUUUGAGAAGCUUGUUAGCAUUGCAAGAAGUUACGAGGUGGACGUCCUUCUACUUUCAUCGUACAUAAGGGGCUUCACUUUGGCUACUUUUGUGUUUACCGAACGAUCUACAUUAUUUUUUACAAUUAUGACAUAUGUACUUCUUGGAAACAAUAUAUCCGCCGAUAAAGUAUUUUCAAUGGCGCAGUACUUCAAUGUUCUCCAGCUCACCAUGGCAAUAUUAUAUCCUAUGGCUGUAUCAGCCGUUGCCGAGGCUGGUGUAUCUAUUAAGAGACUCGAGCAUUUCCUAUUGUUGAAAGAAAAUAGUUGUAUCAAUGAUACGAAACAAAUUAAUGGAGAUGGCAGUAUUAGUAUGAAAAGUGUUACAGCGACCUGGAACGAAAAUUCAAUUGUAAAUACGUUACACGAUAUUAGUAUUCAUAUAGAACCUGGCAAACUUUAUGCUGUUGUUGGUUCAGUCGGUGCUGGAAAGAGUUCCUUCCUUCAAUUAAUUUUAAGAGAAUUGCAACAAUCGAACGGAGAUGUACGAAUAAAUGGGAGUGUAUCGUAUGCCAGCCAAGAAUCGUGGUUAUUUUCGGGUACGGUGCGCAACAAUAUACUUUUUGGCCAGCCUUACGAUCAAAAGAAGUAUAACGAAAUUGUCAAAGUGUGUGCUCUUACGAAGGAUUUCCAACAAUUUAAUUAUGGCGAUAAAACAUUGGUCGGGGACAGAGGCGCCGCACUUAGCGGUGGACAACGGGCGAGAAUAAAUUUGGCUAGGGCUAUAUACAGAAGUGCAGAUAUUUAUUUACUGGACGAUCCAUUAUCUGCAGUGGACACUCAUGUUGGAAAACAUUUGUUCAACGAGUGUUUUAAGAACUAUCUUCACAACAAAACAAGAAUCCUUGUAACUCAUCAAGUACAACAUUUAAAGUAUUGCGACUACAUCAUUGUAUUAAAUAACGGUAAAAUAGAGUAUGAAGGUACUUAUAUGGAGCUUCAAAACAAACACGUAAAUUUCUUAAGAAUGCUUUCCGUGGACGAGCACGAAAAAGAUACGGAAAGCGUGGAAAUUGAUGAAAGUAACACGCCCGAUAUAUCCAUUCAUUCCGGUAAUAGUAAGAACGACGACGAUUCGGAACCACAAGAAACAGAGGAAUUAAUGGCCAAGGGAGGAAUUUCGAAAUCGCUUUACUGGAAAUACUUUCGAGCCGGGGGUUCGAUUCUGAUGAUCAUGACUUUUGUGGGCAGUUUAAUUUUGGGACAGUUUGGAAGCAGCGGUAGUGAUUAUUGGGUUGCUUACUGGACAAGACAAGAAGAAUUACGUGUUAAAGAUAGUAACAAUCGCACGUUACAAGUAUUCAAAUCAAACGAUACAAUAGCCCCUGUGUUUACGGGAGAUACAAGCGAAACGAUUAAUAAAACGGUUAUGUCAGCCAUAGAUAACUUUAACGAGACAGCCGCGGAAUUUUUAACAACCUCGGACAACAGCAGUUUGGAUAAUAUUACAUGGACUAUUAACAGUGGAUCACAUAAAUCGUACUACCUCGAUACCGAUACUGCCUUAUGGAUUUACGGAAGUUUUAUCAUCGGAAGUAUAGUAAUGACUACUAUCAGAAAUCUUGUAUUUUAUAAAAUAUGUAUGAAUGCUAGUAAAAAUCUCCAUAACCAGAUGUUCUCGAGUUUACUGAAAGCGCCGAUGCAAUUUUUCGAUACACAUCCCUCCGGUCGCAUUCUAAAUCGUUUUUCGAAAGACGUUGGAGCGGUGGACGAAAUUUUACCAAGAACAAUGAUAGAGUCUAUUCAAAUAUUCACAGUGAUGAUCGGAAUUUUAGCUCAAGUACUUAUUAUUAACUGGUGGACAGUUUUUCCAAUGUUUGUCAUGGGUUUCUUAUAUUGGGAGAUACGAACCAUUUAUCUUAAAACUGCGCAAGACAUGAAACGUUUCGAAGGAGCCACAAAAAGUCCCGUUUUCUCCCACGUUAGUUCAUCGUUAUUAGGUUUGACUACGAUACGUUCGGCGUCCGCGCAAGAAAUGCUUCGCAAAGAAUUCGACGUUCAUCAAGAUCUCCAUACGAGCGCCUAUUACUUAACACUAGCAACAAGUACCGCUUUUGGAUUUGCAUUGGACAUCGUGUCCAUUUGUUUCAUUACUUUCAUCACGUAUAGCUUUAUUUUAUUCGACGAUGGAAAUACAUUCGCGGGAAACGUAGGUUUAGCCAUAUCGCAAGUGCUGAUUUUAUGCGGGAUGCUUCAACACGGAAUGCGACAGACUGCAGAGACGAUAGCACAAAUGACCAGUGUAGAACGAAUUUUACAAUUUACACAGCUUGAUAAAGAGGGACCAUUCGAAAGUGAACCUAACAAGAAACCGUCCGCGGAGUGGCCUUCCAAUGGAGAACUUAAUUUCGAUCAUCUGUAUUUACGGUACGACGAAUCAGCGCCCCCUGUUCUCAAGGAUCUAUCUUUCCUCAUAAAAUCCGGUGAAAAGGUUGGAAUCGUUGGCCGUACCGGUGCUGGUAAAACUUCUCUUAUAUCAGCGUUGUUUCGUUUGACCAAACUCGAGGGUAGCAUUUACAUAGAUAAUUACGAUACGAAGCAAGUAGGUCUUCACGACUUGAGGAAGAAGAUUUCUAUUAUUCCACAAGAGCCCAUAUUGUUCUCGGCGACGCUUCGCGAUAAUCUCGAUCCGUUUCAUAAUUUCGACGACAUCACACUUUGGGCCGCUCUCGAGGACGUGGAACUGAAAACCAGCGUUUCCUCUUUGGAUUAUUACGUCGAACAAGGCGGAACUAAUUUCAGCGUAGGCCAGAGGCAAUUACUUUGUUUGGCGCGAGCUAUCAUAAGGAACAAUAAAAUCCUUCUCCUCGACGAGGCCACGGCCAACGUGGACCCUACCACGGAUGCUUUGAUACAGAAAACUAUUAGACAAAACUUCAAGAACUGCACCGUGGUAACUAUAGCGCAUAGAUUAAACACAAUAAUGGAUAGCGACAAAGUGUUAGUUAUGGAUCACGGGCAAGCGGUUGAGUUCGAUCAUCCGUUCGUUUUACUUCAAAAUGAAAAGGGUUACUUCCACAGCAUGUUGAAGGAAACCGGGCAAAAAAUGUUCGAACAACUCAAGAAAGUGGCAGAAGAGGCUUACAACAGUAGAUUUAUAGAUGAAGAGCCAACAUCACAACCAGAAACUCUUAAUGGUAGUACAAUUUUAAAGGAUAGCUGAGAGAACGUCAAUGUGUUCAUACUUCAAAGGUACUUAGCGCUUAGUAUACAUUAAAAUUUUUAUACUUUUUUUUUCAUGCAUAUACCAAUAUUGAUUAAUUUCUGCUGUUGCAACAUUUGGCAGUUUUUGCAAGAUAAAGUAUGUAAUUUUACCAUACUUUACGCGAACUCACACGGCAUUGAGAACUUAAAAUAAUGAACGAACUUGUACUUUAUAUUUUGAUACUUACGAAUAUUGUUCCUACUUAGCAAUCAUAAAGUACUUCUUUAAGCGACUUAACUACAUUUAACUGUAAUACGAACCAAUACGAAUCAAUUUUUAGAGGUUCUCCGAAGACUCGAAUUAAUCGAAAACCGACAAAAAUGAUUCGUAAUUUUUUAAGCUCAACGAAAGCAUUCGCAAAUAGAGUAACAAU
This is a messenger RNA of Colletes gigas, 4712 nucleotides long. Its product is annotated as ATP-binding cassette subfamily C member 4-like. The transcript has 19 exons. The record is from RefSeq and is a predicted model, not a curated record. Gene Ontology annotation, molecular function: ATP binding; ABC-type transporter activity; ATP hydrolysis activity. Gene Ontology annotation, cellular component: membrane. NCBI's taxonomy places the organism in Eukaryota, Metazoa, Arthropoda, Insecta, Hymenoptera, Colletidae. Bases 218 to 4297 code for a protein of 1359 amino acids. Gene Ontology annotation, biological process: transmembrane transport.